Coffea arabica (coffee) is the source of this 2797-nucleotide messenger RNA. Its product is annotated as xyloglucan galactosyltransferase XLT2. The record is from RefSeq and is a predicted model, not a curated record. Lineage: Eukaryota; Viridiplantae; Streptophyta; Magnoliopsida; Gentianales; Rubiaceae. Gene Ontology annotation, biological process: xyloglucan biosynthetic process. Gene Ontology annotation, molecular function: galactosyltransferase activity.
UGAAGUCGUGAUUAGAAAAGAGUAAUUCCAGAGAUUGAAAAUUUUUGUGAAUAUCGGCUUUGGGCCCGCUCAGAUGGCCCAUGUCCAGUUCUGUGGACGGCCCUUGUGUAGAUGUCCCAUGACAUUGAUACCACAACUGAAGGGAUGCAAUGCAUGUUCCAAAGUUUCGCAUCGCAAGACUUCCGGCCGGCACAUCUUGUUGCUGCUCCUGUCCCGUGACCUGUCCUGUCCUGUCCUCAGUCCUUAAUCGUGCCGGGACCUCAAAAUCAGAAGGAUAUAUGAUUGAUUCUUCGUCCUUAAUCGUCCCGGGACUACACCCCAUUAAUGAUUAAACAGCAGCUGUUCCAUCCAUGCAUAUUCCUUUCACUUCACGCAUUAACGUGGCAAUUUUGCAACACAUGGCAAUAAUGCAUGUCGCUUUCGUUUUUCUCUGUCUUUUUUCUCCUUUUCCCCGCUAGCUCAUAGAGUGAGAAUAAUUGAAUUCUGAAUACGAAACUUGACACAAAAUGCAACUCUGUUCUGUAUUCUCUAUUGAACAACCUGUCUUUUUUUUCUUCCCCUUAACUUUCCUUUAAACAACAACAGCACAUUGCAAAGAAGUUGUAGGUGUGAAUGGUUUCUACUGUUUUAGAAAUAGCCAAAGCUUUAUCUUGCAAGCUUUCGGCUUUGGGAAAUAUAACGGAAAAUUAUGUACUGCUACUGCUCUUAGUCUUGCUUGACUUAUAUUUAGUGUUUUACACUGCAGUGAGUAGACGAGAGUUGAUUUCGCAUUCCACUGUUCUCAGUUCUCACUUGUCUGCUCAACCCCAGCCUUGAGCCUUCGUCGCUUUACAAAACUGAAGUCCCGUCUCUUCUCUCCUCUAUCUAAUUCUCCCACCUCUCUUUUUUCCUAUCAACCGCCACCACGAGAUUUCCCGGCCAAAGUUCGCCGUUACCACGCUUUUUUUUCCUGCUUUCUAGGUAUCGGAAUACGCUUCUCCUCCUUGUUCUCAUGCUUCCUAUAUCUAUGACAACCCCUCCUUCUAAACCUCCUUCAAAACCCAAAAACCCCGAAUUAUCAUCAAACCGAAAGAACUACUCCAACUUAUUUCAGCCUUACCUCUCAUUUCACCAUCCUGGUACAUGCCUCCCCCUCGCCAUUCUCCUCCUCCACAUAUUCCUCCUCCUCUCCGCUCGCUCUCUCCCUUUCUUCCCCACUUCCCACCCCUCAAAAAUCCUCUUCCCUCCUUCCACUACCGUCACACCUGGUCACUCCGCCACCCUUGAUGUUGAUGGCUCUAACCAAACGGCCCUGAACUUGAACGUCCUCUGCCCAUAUGGUAAAGUCUACGUUUAUGACCUCCCAUCAUUUUUUAACCAUGAAUUGCUAAAAAAUUGCCAUGAGCUGAGCCCCUGGAACUCAGGCUGCGACUUGUUUUCGAAUCACGGCUUCGGAAAAGUCGCAAAUGGGAUUUCAAAACUUGUCCCCGAAAAUCUCAGGCAUGCAUGGCACUGGACUGACCAAUUUGCUUUGGAGAUCCUUCACCACAACCGAAUGAUGAAUUAUCGUUGCAGAAGUUUGGAGCCCGAAUCUGCUACUGCGUUCUACAUACCUUUUUACGCGGGACUAGCAGUGGGAAAGUACCUAUGGUAUAAUCAUACAUUCGAGGACCGCGAUCGGUACUGCGAGAUGAUGCUGGAUUGGGUGAAUAAUCAGCCUUACUGGAACAGAUCCCACGGCUGGGAUCAUUUUAUUACAAUGGGCCGGAUCACAUGGGAUUUCCGCCGAAUCGAAGGCCGCGUCUGGGGAUCCAGCUGUAUUUACAUGCCUGGAAUGAGAAACAUCACGCGCUUGUUGAUAGAGCGCAACCCGUGGGACUAUUUCGAUGUCGGUGUGCCAUAUCCCACCGGAUUCCACCCCAGCACAGCCUCUGACGUCAUGGGCUGGCAGGAUUUUGUACGCCAGCAUCAGCGGAAGACUCUAUACUGCUUCGCGGGAGGCACACGCGGGUUUUACAGGAACGACUUUAGAGGACUGUUACUGAGUCAGUGCUACAACAACUCGGACGCUUGCCGAGUCGUGGAUUGCACCGGCUCCAAGUGCUCUAACGGGACUUCAGCAAUUCUCGAAUCGUUUCUGGACUCGGACUUUUGUUUACAGCCGAGGGGUGACAGUUUCACUCGUCGGUCCAUUUUUGAUUGCAUGGUGGCCGGUUCAAUCCCGGUUUUCUUCUGGAGGAGAACGGCUUACAUGCAGUACGCUUGGUUUUUACCCAGUCAACCGGACAGUUACUCGGUGUUCAUACACAGGGGAGAGGUGCAGAAUGGAACCACGUCAAUUAGAGCGGUCCUUGAGAGCAUAAGCAAAGAGAAGGUAAAAAUGAUGAGAGAAAAAGUAAUCGAAUAUCUACCAAGAAUUGUGUAUGCAAAACCAAACGAGGGGUUGGAAGGCAUUAAAGAUGCAUUUGAUAUAGCCGUUGAGGGGGUUUUGAGGAGGGUUAAACAAAAAGAGGGUGUUUACAAGUGAUAAUUCCAUCAAUGCUUUUCUUAUCUUAAAAAUAUAUAGAAUGGAGGGGGGGGUUACAAGUGUACUUAAGGGGAUAACCUGAAUUUCUCAUUACGCGGGUAUUAUUUUAGAUUAAAAGGAGCAUGAAAUAUUAGGUUUAAUUUCUUCUGUAAUAUAUAUAUAUAUAUGUAUACUUUUUGGGUCUCAAAAUACAUUUGUGUUACAUAUGUAUACGCUCCAUUUCUCUGGCAAUUAGAAGAAUGUUGAACAUGUAUACAUGUGCAUUGCAAUAAUAUAAGGCCUUUUUUGUUU